Molecule: messenger RNA, 981 nt
Organism: Hansenula ciferrii
Lineage: Eukaryota; Fungi; Ascomycota; Saccharomycetes; Phaffomycetales; Wickerhamomycetaceae
Product: class I SAM-dependent methyltransferase
Exons: 1
Coding region: 1-981 (326 amino acids)
Molecular function (GO): S-adenosylmethionine-dependent methyltransferase activity
Source: RefSeq, a predicted model, not a curated record
AUGUUCACUUCUGUACGCCCUUUGAAUAGGAUACUACCCCUAAAAUCAUUCGUCAAUCUAGGAAAAAUGUCAAGCUCCACUAAGACAGUUCAUCCAACUUCAUUAAACUCCUUCAAUUCAAAUCAUUCUCUUUAUGAUAGAGUCAGACCUGAUUUUGAUCCUCAAUUUGUUACCAAAUUUCUUGGUGAUUUAGGUCUUGUGUCUAAAAAGAACGAUAGACUUGGUGAAGUUACGUUCAAUAACAAAAAAGAUAUCUUGGAAUUAGCUGCUGGUACAGGUAAAUUCACCAAGAAAUUAAUCGCAGCGGGUUGGUCUUCAACAAAUUUAAAAAUUAUUGAACCUUCAGUUGGUAUGAUUGAAAGUUUCCAAAAAAAUUUUCCUCAAGUUGAUGCAAAAGUUGGGUCAAGUUAUGAGAUCCCAUUAGAAGAUAGUUCAGUUGAUGCAGUUAUUGUAGCACAAGGGUUUCAUUGGUUUUCCGAUAAGAAUUCACUACAAGAAAUUUCAAGAGUUUUAAAACCAAAUGGUAAAUUAGGUUUAAUUUGGAAUUUUGAUAGUACAGGUAAUAAUUCAAGUUUAGCACAAUCUGGUCAAGAUUUAGGCUUAACUCAAUUGGAAAUUGAUAAAAAAUAUGGUUGGGAAAAAAUUGCUAAAUUAGCGCAAGAUUUUGAUGAUGAAGUUCCACAAUAUAGAAAAGGUGAAUGGAGAACAGCGUUCCAAAAUCAAUCCUUUUUCAAAAACGAUUCUGUGUGUAAUCAAUUUAUUCAUAGAUUUGAGAAAUUUGAUGUUGAUUUGGUUUAUGAUUAUUGGUUAUCAAGAAGUUAUAUAACAAAAUUACCAGACAAUGAAAAAGCCAAAUUAAAAGCACAACAAGAUGAAUUGAUCUCUCAAUUACCGGAUGCUUCAUUUGUUGAGGGCUCUGAUAAGAAACAAUUGAAUCAAUUUUUGGGGUCAGAAUAUUUUGUAAUUACUCCAAAUAAAUAG